AUGGUGGCGUCAACCUCAACUACUGUCAAGGAAGGAAGCACUUCCACUCAGCCUCCAGCCACAAGCACGACCACGGUGGCAUCAUCGUCAACUACUGUCAAGGAAGGAACGACAUCCACUCAGCCUCCUACCAUGAGCACGACCGAGGUGGCAUCAACGUCAACUACUGUCAAGGAAGGAACGACAUCCACUCAGCCUCCUACCACUAGCACAACCAUGGUGGCGUCAACCUCAACUACUGUCAAGGAAGGAACGACAUCCACUCAGCCUCCUACCACUAGCACGACCAAGGAGGCAUCAACGUCAAACUACUGCUCAAGGAAGGAACGACAUCCACUCAGCCUCCUACCACUAGCACAACCAUGGUGGCGUCAACCUCAACUACUGUCAAGGAAGGAACGACAUCCACUCAGCCUCCUACCACUAAUACGACCGAGAUUUGGGCCAUCAUCGUCAACUACGUGUCAACGGAAGGAGAGCACUUGCCACGCAGCCUCCUACCACAUAAGCACGACCAUAGGAGGGCAUCAGCGUCUAAGACUACUGUCAAGGCGACAGAGAACCGACGAUCCACUCAGGUCCUCCUACCACUUAGCACAACCAUCGUGGCCGCUCAACCUCAACUACUGUCAAGGAAGGAACGACAUCCACUCAGCCUCCUACCACUAG
This is a messenger RNA of Cooperia oncophora, 669 nucleotides long. Lineage: Eukaryota; Metazoa; Nematoda; Chromadorea; Rhabditida; Trichostrongylidae. The record is from the annotation of a GenBank genome assembly.